UAGUAUAUUUUGCACACCACAACAAUCCAGCUCGUGGACCUUGGAGCCCCUGGCUCUCCCGAGGAAACGUCUGCACCCUUCCUAUCUCACUGGCUCUCCAGGCAUGGUGAGUGCCUGCUGCAGAAAGGGCCCAGUCCCCAGCUUGGCCUGGAGAGGCUGGUUGCAGAAUGUUGUGAGAGAGACUUUUCUGGCGUCUGAAGUCUAGUGGGAAGGUCUGCGCAGCUUUUGCCAGCUCCCAGUGGGAUAAGUAUGGAAGGGCUUGCUGGAGAUGCCUAGCAGGCUGCUUCCUCUCUUCUGGCUUGGAGGACAUUAAGUGAUGAGAAGAGGAACCCUGGUUUCCCCUCUGUUUCUUUUUGCCAUGCUGUGUGGUAGGGUCUGAGCGGUGGGAAAGGAGACAAGUGCCUGGGCUGCCAAGGAUCCUGCCAGCAGGCAACAGGAUGGAUAGCAAAGCCAUGUACAUGCACACUUUUGGGGAGAGGGAGAACGGAUCCAUCUUUGAAGAGCCGUUUGACGGGAAGAACGCUUCGAAGCUGAACCUCUGUGAAGAUGGUCCAGGCAGCAAGAAGAAACCAUUAGGGCCCUGUGGCCAUCUUGGAUCUUUGGCUGCCCUCAAAUAUGCUGUGGUUGGGCUGUACUUGCUGGUGUUCCUGAUUCUCGUGGGAGUCUUUAUCUUAGCAGUGUCCAGACCGCAGAGCUCUCCUGAAGACCUGAAGGUGCUAACAGGGAACGUGAACCGAUUAAACGAAAGCUUGUGGGAUCUUCAGUUCAAAACAAUUCACCAACCUGUCAAAGGAGACUUCCUGGACCACAUCUGGCGUCUCCAGGACCUCCUGCAGAACCACUCAGAUUCCCUUCUAGUGAUGACAGGCUCCCUUCAGAAACUGGAAGGGGUUCUUGGGAACUUGCAGGCACAAGUUGCUCAGACAGACACAGUCAUUGCUGGACUGCGGGACAGUCUGAACCAACAAAGCGAUCUGGCACAAAUGGAGAUAUACAGGCUCUCGGUGGAGGGAAACAGCAGCCUACUGAGGUUGAAGCACCAUGAAGUCUUGCUGAAUGAGCUGGCAUCACACGUGGAGAGCAUGAGUGACCAGCUGACCGACAUGGGUGGGGAAGUGAGUACCAUGAAUAGGACCCUGUCCUAUGAUGUGGGCAUCCACCAUACUCGCAUCCAGGACCUACAGAUCCUUAUCAGCAAUGCUACAGAGGAUGCCCGGCAAAUGCGUCUCGUCCACAUUGCCAUGGAGCAACAGCUCAAGCAUGAGCUGGCCAUCCUGAAUAAUGUGACUGAAGACCUGAGGCUCAAGGACUGGGAGCACUCCAUCUCCUUGAGGGACAUCUCCGUCAUACAAGGUCCUCCUGGACCAAAAGGGGAUCAAGGCAAUGAAGGGAUGGAAGGUGAACCUGGUCCUCCUGGCUUACCUGGACUGCAAGGGUUCUCUGGGGAAAGAGGACUUAUGGGGCAACGUGGCCUCAAGGGGGACCAAGGAGAUGCGGGCCCAAGAGGAUUGCCUGGAUACCGUGGAAUGACAGGUGACCGAGGCCCGAAGGGAGAGAAAGGAGAGAAAGGGGACAGAGGUACAGAAACAGCGCCUGCUGCAGUCGAGGGAGUUAUCCGUCUAGUGAAUGGCUCAGGCCCUCAUGAGGGGCGAGUGGAAGUUUUCUACAGCCGACUGUGGGGGACUGUCUGUGACGACGGCUGGGAUAAGAAGGAUGGUGAUGUUGCAUGCCGGAUGUUGGGUUUCCGGGGCGCUGAAGACGUUUACAGGAUGGCUGCAUUUGGGCAAGGGACUGGGCGUAUCUGGAUGGAUGACGUGGCCUGCAAGGGGACAGAGGACAGCCUAUUCCAAUGUGGCUUUUCCAGCUGGGGAAAAACAAACUGUGGACAUGCCGAGGAUGCAGGAGUGACAUGCUCAGUGCUGUGAUAACAGAAGCUUGGUAGCCAAACACUAUCCAUUGAGAAGGGACUAUUGGAUCCCAGAGACUGUUCAAUGCCAGCAGCCAUCUUUCUGCCUGUUUUCCCACCAGCUGUUGGCCAAGUGGAGCAGUAUCUCUCGGGGCUUGCUGUACAGUCUCCAGUGAUCCAGUGACCCUGCAGGGACAAGGUUCCAGCCCUUCCUAAGUGGUACUGCUUCUCUUUCUCACAUGUAGUCCAAGGUUAUGGGACAGUGUGGUCCUUAAAAUGCCCAUUCCUGGUAGAACUGCUAGAAUUCUGCAGACUUUGAAUAGCCGGCUAUGACGAUCCCAUUAUUGCAAGCAGUGUACGAUGCAGCGAGCAAAACCAGCACUACAGUUCCGCAAGGCCUGAAGACGCACGUGGCAGGGAGCAGUUGAGCACCUCAGGGUGUAACCUGUCUGCUUAGCAAACUGUUGGUUGUGGCUUUUUUUUUUACCAUGAAAAAUAAAAGAAUGAUGUGUUAUUCUGUAA
Molecule: messenger RNA, 2428 nt
Organism: Sphaerodactylus townsendi
Lineage: Eukaryota; Metazoa; Chordata; Lepidosauria; Squamata; Sphaerodactylidae
Gene: SCARA5
Product: scavenger receptor class A member 5
Exons: 9
Coding region: 438-1925 (495 amino acids)
Biological process (GO): iron ion transmembrane transport
Cellular component (GO): plasma membrane
Molecular function (GO): ferritin receptor activity
Source: RefSeq, a predicted model, not a curated record